Arabidopsis arenosa is the source of this 1577-nucleotide messenger RNA. Lineage: Eukaryota; Viridiplantae; Streptophyta; Magnoliopsida; Brassicales; Brassicaceae. The record is from the annotation of a GenBank genome assembly.
AAUCAUCUCAGUCCUUAACCCCAAAAAAAACAAAAUCAUGUCUCAAUUUCAUAUCUUAUUAACUUUAGCACUUGCCAUUGCCACUGUUUCAGUGGUUAUAGCUCAAGUCCCUCCAGAGAAACAAUUCAGAGUCGUCAACGAAGGCGAAUUCGGUCAAUACAUCACCGAGUACGACGCGAGUUACCGAUUCAUCCAAUCAUCAAACCAGAGCUUCUUCACAUCACCAUUCCAGCUCUUGUUUUACAACACUACCCCUAGCGCGUACGUCUUAGGUCUCCGAGUCGGACUCAGGCGUGACGAGUCUACCAUGCGUUGGAUAUGGGACGCAAAUCGCAACAAUCCCGUCGGAGAAAACUCUACACUCUCACUCGGCCGUAACGGCAACCUCGUCCUCGCUGAAGCUGACGGACGAGUCAAGUGGCAGACUAACACAGCUAACAAGGGCGUCACCGGAUUCCGAAUCUUACCCAACGGCAACAUGGUCCUACACGACAAAAACGGCAAAUUCGUUUGGCAGAGUUUUGAUCACCCCACCGAUACACUCCUCAACGGCCAGUCGUUAAAAGUUAACGGCGUUAACAAACUCGUUAGCCGUACAUCUGAUUUAAACGGCUCAGAUGGUCCGUACAGCAUGGUGCUGGACAACAAAGGUUUAACCAUGUACGUUAACAAAACCGGUACGCCGUUAGUUUACGGCGGAUGGCCGGAUCACGAUUUCCGCGGCACCGUAACGUUCGCCGUUACAAGAGAGUUCGAUAAUUUAACGGAGCCGUCAGCUUACGAGCUUCUCCUAGAACCCGCACCACAACCCGCUACGAAUCCGGGUAAUAACCGCCGGUUACUCCAAGUCCGACCAAUCGGAAGCGGAGGAGGAACUUUAAACCUGAACAAAAUCAAUUACAACGGAACGAUUUCGUAUCUAAGACUCGGAUCUGACGGGAGUCUCAAGGCUUUUUCGUAUUUCCCACCAGCUACGUAUCUCAAAUGGGAAGAGAGUUUCUCAUUCUUCUCCACUUACUUCGUCCGUCAAUGUGGCUUACCGUCGUUUUGCGGCGAUUACGGUUACUGCGAUCGAGGGAUGUGUAUCGCGUGUCCUACACCAAAAGGAUUACUCGGAUGGAGUGAUAAAUGCGCGCCACCUAAAACGACGCAGUUUUGCAGCGGAAAAGCUGUCAACUAUUAUAAGAUUGUCGGUGUUGAGCAUUUUACUGGGCCUUAUGUUAAUGAUGGACAAGGCCCAACUUCUGUGAACGAUUGCAAGGCCAAGUGCGAUCGUGAUUGCAAGUGUUUGGGUUACUUCUACAAGGAGAAAGACAAGAAGUGUUUGCUUGCUCCUCUUCUCGGUACACUUAUCAAAGAUGCCAACACUUCUUCUGUUGCUUAUAUCAAAUAUUAGUGUUUUAUCGCACGAUUUCUAUACCGAAUUCUACUUGAAUUCUUAGAGAUUUAAUGAAUAAUUGGUGUGCUUUGUAAUGAUGCACCGUUGAAUUACUGUACUACCUCUUUCAUUUCAAAGCCAUUGGCUUUAUUUACUAUAUAUAUACAAGUACCUUUUAGAAUCAAAAUACCAUGUGAAA